CGUUCACAGCAGAACAGUGCGUUAAUAUGAUUCACGAGAGCUCGCCAUAUUAUUUAUUCUCGUUAAAUAAUAGCGAAACGUAGUGUGUUAAACCGUUCACAAUAAAAAUUCGAAACGAAAAUCGUUAGUUAUAUUAGAAUUGGAAUACAAAACUUAGUGAAAUAACGAGUACGUUCCGAAUAUGUUACAUAUUAUGCGUUAUUCUCUGACUAAAAAAAUUCGUGUUCGAGUAAUUUUAUCUUGCAUAUUUACGCUAUGUUGGGUUAUACUAACAUUGAUUAAAUACACGAAUAUUCAUGGUGCAUUACAAACAGUUCUACCCUGUAGUAUCAAAACCCCAUGCAACGAUACAGUACGUAUCGUACAAGAACAUUACAAGGGAACAGAAAACUUUUUAAUAAACACACCAGGAUGUUUUAUACCCAACUACGCGAAAUCACUGAAUUUCAAAGAAGCUAAAAUAAUUAAUAAAUCGUGUGGAGUGAGAGCUGUAUUCUUAAACAAACUAUCAAACGAUUACGUAAGAGUCACCAUAGACGAGGCAAAAUUUAAACUGUAUAGUAAAAAUAGAAGUGAUUACGACUGUUGCUACCAAUUCAUAACUCCUGAAGUGGUAUCAGGAAGAGAAGAUUACACAAAAAUAAGGUAUACGAAUUGCGAAUCGUUUCAAAAUGGAAUUCAAAUACAACUUAAAGAAGAAAUGAUAGCAAUAAAUUGUGCCAUAUUUAAGCCUCACAAAGAAAUUAUAUACAGAGAUGUUUACAUUCUAGUCAAGAAAAGGAAUAUCACGAAGUCAAACAAAUCUAAUAAUCCUUGGAACGUAAUGGUGCUAGGAAUGGAUACGAUGUCUAGAGGUCGCUUUAUUAGCAGUAUGCCUACAACGGCAAAAUAUUUACAAACUCACCAUUGGUUAGAUUUCAGAGGAUUUCAAAAGGUUGGUUACAACACGUUCCCAAAUGUAAUGGCCUUAAUGACUGGAAAAAACACAUCGGAGGUGCAUAGACUUUGCAAACACGGUAUGGACAAAUGCAAUGACGUAAUGCUGUGGAGUCAUUUUAAAAAAGCUGGUUAUUACACCGCCACAGGAGAGGAAUUCUUGAGACUACCAGAUACAUUUACAAAAUAUCACAACUUCAGAACACCACCUACCGACCAUUAUAUACGCCCAUUUUUCCUAGCUGGAGAAACCAUGAGUGGUAAUUUUAUUUGUGCUAAGAAACAACCAUCGGCCAAACAUAUGCUUGAAUACGCGUCUGACUUCGCCAAUAGUUACGUAAAAGAUAAUUUCUUCAGCAUGUUUUGGAUGAACUCUUUUAGUCACAAUUUAGAAAAUAUUCCCUCUCUAAUAGAUGAAGAUAUGGAAGAGUUCUUUAAAACCAUGAAUAGAAGCGGUGUUUUGAAUAAUACCUUCGUUUUCUUUUUAAGCGAUCAUGGUAUUAGAUACGGCCGAAUGAGGCUCUUGUAUGAAUCUUAUUACGAAGAGCGUCUACCGAUGCUAUACGUAUGGGUGCCAUUCACAUUUCGGGAUACAUAUACAGAAAUGUACAACAACCUGAUCAGAAAUCAAAACAGAUUAAUUACCCCAUACGACGUAUAUGUAACUAUGUUAAGUAUCUUAGAGGUAUCUCAAAAGAAAUUUCUAGCUAACUCAGAAGCAUGCCCAAAAUGUUCUAGUAUGUUCAAUGAAUUAUCUCCCUAUAGAACUUGUAGUGACGUCAAUGUAAGCGAAAAAUGGUGCAGCUGUCAUGACAUAAUUGAGUCCAAAAAAGAUAACCCAAUAGUGUUAAGAGCAUUGAAAAUAGCUAUUGACGAUAUACAGAACAAAGUGAAGACAAUUAAAACGAAGCAUUGUGCUGAGUGCCAAAAUUUGAAACUAAAGAGGUUUGUUAGAGCACACGAAUAUAAAAAAUCGGAAAAUAAAACGAUAUUUAUUUUAGCGUUCACACUGACGCCAGGGGAGGUCUCAUAUGAAGCUGAUAUUGAAUAUAGUGAUGAUCAAUUAAGUGUUAUAAACUCCACAGAGACAAUAUCCACAUACAACACGAGAGGAUACUGUGUAAAAAAUCCCACCGAUCGUGCCUAUUGUGUGUGCAAAAAACUGUUACAUUGUUAAAUAAAAUAAAAAAAAGAGAUCUAGUU
Molecule: messenger RNA, 2139 nt
Organism: Zerene cesonia (dogface butterfly)
Lineage: Eukaryota; Metazoa; Arthropoda; Insecta; Lepidoptera; Pieridae
Exons: 5
Coding region: 182-2113 (643 amino acids)
Source: RefSeq, a predicted model, not a curated record